Molecule: messenger RNA, 1067 nt
Organism: Striga asiatica
Lineage: Eukaryota; Viridiplantae; Streptophyta; Magnoliopsida; Lamiales; Orobanchaceae
Source: the annotation of a GenBank genome assembly
UCAUAAUCAAUAAUAAAAAGAAAAUAUUAGGACCAAUUUUUGGCUAAGUCUAACAUUGAAUUUGCAACUCGUCACACCACUUUUGCUGGUAAAUUUGAGAAUUCUUCUUAUAAUUUGUUAUCAAGAGAUAAAUCUUACCAACAGUGCUGCAAAUAUCUUCUACUGUUUUUGCUUUUCGUGAGCUUGACGACUGCUAAGCGAAUCGAAAUUUUGUUAGCGAUUUGUGUCCGCCAUUAAUGGCUCUGUUUGGAUCCAACUUGCCCUGCGAGGUAGGGUUGAGAUUGCUUUUUUACCCCCUUGGUUCUAAUGUGGUUGUCCUUGUUCUGUGGGGACUGUCUUGCCUGUUUAUUCUACGUUCAAGGCCAUUGAAGCAAAGGAUGAAAAUGAGCAACAUAAAUGGCUUUUGUAUUGGGCUGAUUGUAUCGUAUGUAUUGUCCUUAUCUGGGUUUGUGCUUGCAGCUUAUGGAUCAUUUAGUGUUGCUGAGUUGUUCACCGAUAAGAUCCUCUACUGGUGUCCUCUCUACUAUCAUAUGAAGUUUGCAUUUCUUGUGUGGAUGCAACUGCCAUCUGUUGACGGGGCAAAGCACCUUUAUGUGAAUUACUUGCGUCCCUUCUUCUUUAGGCAUCAGGCAAGAUUUGAUCAACUCAUGGAUCUCUUUUAUGGUGAAAUGAUGAAAUUCGUCAGUAACCAUGAAACAGAAUUCCUGAUUGCAAAGAAGCUCCUUCUAAAGAUUUUUUCCUCAGCUAAUAAUGCGGUUCAAGAAAUCAUCCACCCAAGGCAAAGGCGAGGAAAUGGUUCCGUAAUCGAAGGUCCUCAGGAAGAAGUGCAGACUUCAGAUUCAGAAUCAGAAGAAGAUUGAGCACCAUUGGAUAUUUCGGGCUUCAGAGAGCUUUAUUGAGUGCCUUAAUGCUUAGAGUUGUUAAACUUAACAAGCGGAACUUGAGUUUGACUCAACUUGAUUUGUUAAGGCUUAAGUUUGACUUAUCAAGCGAGCAUAGCACGGGCUUGUUUAGUUAAUGAAAGCUUGUGUUUAGUUAAUGAAAGCUUGUGUUUAGUUAAUGAUAAG